Molecule: messenger RNA, 3198 nt
Organism: Pseudo-nitzschia multistriata
Lineage: Eukaryota; Bacillariophyta; Bacillariophyceae; Bacillariales; Bacillariaceae
Source: the annotation of a GenBank genome assembly
UAACGACUAUUUCUGUACUUUUUAUUCUAUUCGACUUCCAUGAUUAAGUUGGUGGAGCGAAGACAAAAACUGAAAUAUGACCGCAUGACCGCAUCAGAGUUCGACACGACCCUUGCUUGCCUUCACCCACGAUCCAGUGACAUGACCUCUCGUCUCAGAGUGCGAACCAAGUACAAAAUCUUUUCUCACGGGAAAAACUAUCACCAUAGUGAAAUUGAACACGAGUAAUGGAAGUACCAUCCAAAUCAGAUGCAGGUACCUACAACACUGCUUUGCUGUCCAUAAUCUUCCUCGCUAUUCGCUACAACAAAGCUUUAGCGUGUCCAGCGAUUCUGACUAGCGUCUUCGACUCCAUCAUCGCUAGAAACCUGCUGCUACUAGCUCAAACAACAGUGCCGGUCGAGUCGUUUUUCUUCCCCUAUUCCCAGGGGUUCUUCAAUCGAACAGAUUUUGGUUUCGUUUCUGCCAACCGAGGGACCAUGGGUCUAGACCAUCAUGCACGCCAUCUGGAAGAGCUCCGCUCGAAUAUCCUGGCUGGCAUUCCUCGGUCGCUGAUCGGAACCUCCGACAACAAGCACUACAAGAUCACCGAUCCGGACCUAAGCGAAGCCAAAGAGUUCCUGGAGACCCAGGCCUGUGACGCGGCCUGGAAGCACAGCCUGGCAAAGUUCAUCGUCCUGAAGGAAACCCUGCAGUCCGGAGCACCCAAUGGUUCCUGCGGAGCUAUUCCAUCCUCGGUCUCGCGCCUCCUCGAGAUCCCGGAUCUCCUCCAGGAAAUGCUCGUGGCCGAUGGACCCACCGGUGGCAACUGGCCGAGGGCCAUGGAGAUCUACGAAGAAAUCCAAAGAGAGAGCGACGCGGUCUCGGAUACCGAGGACCACCCCGUGUUGCACCGGCUAGCGAUCGCUAUUUCCCUGGUCCACGCUACUCCCGUGGCACAAACGAAUCCCCUGGCCAACGCCGGAGACGAAGACUGUGACAACCCGGAGGACGUUGUCGAUCCCGUCCGGCGCUACCUUAACUACGAGAUUGCCUACCUGGAGGGAGAACUAUACCCCUUCUUUCCGACGCUUACUACGUGGGAGCUUCGGUUCGUCGUCGAUGGGGACGAAUCCGACGAGGUUGCGGCCUGGGGCCGCUCCGCCCUCCGAAACUAUUAUCCCGACCACGUCCUCUCCGACAAUCCAAGCUGGUUCUGUGCGUCGAUCGUUCAGACAGACGUUCCAUACGGAUCGUCGAGGGUCAAGKACGACGAUCCAAAGCUCCACAAGUACCAGAACAUUUUGAGGAACGGGGGCAUCUGCGGCCGGAGGGCCUUUUUCGGCCGCUUCGUGCUCCGGGCCUUUGGCGUACCGACGACGGCCCGGCCUUCCAAGGGCCACGCAGCCCUGUGCCACUGGACCGGUCCGGGGGUAGAUUCCGACUGGGCCGUGAACCUCGGUGCCGGCUGGGGCAAGGGGUGGACCUGGACGAGAUAUUCCAAGGACCUGGACUUUCUGGCCACCACCCGGGCCCGCAGGCGGAACCCGGCACGCUUUUCCAGUGUAGCCCUCGCCCGGUGCCUCGGAGACCUCUUUGGCGAGCCCAAGGUGUACGGGAUCUACGAUCCGAAAGAGAAGGGAUGUAAAGAGGGGGUCCCGUUGGAUCUAGGGGAUAGAAGCGUGAUCGGGCUGUGGUAUCGCCUCUCCCUGGCUUUGCAGGAAUCCAUUCUCGCAGCUCCCCCGAGCCCGGCGUUGCUUCCAAACUCCGGGCCCGACGAGACCCUCAUCGACACCGCUAGGAAGAAACCAUCCCACAUUGGGUCGUGCUCAUACGGCACGGACGAGAAAGGGAGAGCCACCAUUUGCCUACCGGCUGCCUCCUUUGCCGAUCCCAGGGGAACAAAGGACGUUUCUACUAUGAAGGGGUUUUUCCGAAGCAAGUGCAACACGCAGAUCCACCUGCCCCCGUUUCAACCCCAGGGAACUACCAUUCUCCGGGGCGGAAGCUGGAAGGAGGAACCCACCGGGUUGUGUCAGUCCGGUGCGAGGCUACUCUCGGGUGGAAAGGGAAAAUACGAGGACUGGGGCCUUCGUGUGGCCCUGUCUUGCGACGAGGACAAUCCGGAGCCCACCCGAACCGUCGCCCUGACCAGGGAGGUGACCAUGGAAUUCGUGUACAUUCCGCCGGGCAGUUUUGUCAUGGGUGGAAAGAAAACAUCCGACAGCCGGUUCCGGUGCGUGGAGGUUCCGCACCACCCUGUGGCGAUCACCAAGGGGUUUUACAUGGGGAAGUUCCCUGUGACGCAGGCCCAGUACGAGGCCGUGAGGGGCACCAAUCGCUCCAAGUCGACCAGACACCCGAGCUGCCCGGUCGACAACGUCGGCGUCGAAGAUGCCUCGGCCUUCUGCCUGGACGCCUCCGCGAAAAGCGGUUCCGAUAUCCGGCUUCCCACGGAGGCCGAGUGGGAGUACGCGGCCCGCGGGAGCACCAGCGGUGACUCGGCCGGCCAAAGCUGGUUUUUCGGCAGCGACGCCUCCGCCAUGGACGACUAUGCCUGGUACAAGGCCAACUCGGGCGGGAAAUCCCAUCCCGUCGGGCAGAAGAAGCCCAAUCCGUUUGGCCUGUGCGACGUCUACGGAAACGUCUGGGAACGGGUAUCGGACACCUACAAAAAGGAGUACUAUGCCGAGCUGGCAGGGCAAGGAGUCGCGGAAGACCCAGCAGGUCCCUCCCAGGGGAACAAAUCGAGGUUUCGGUACGACAUGCGGAACGUCCCCGAGGAGGGUUCCUACGCCCUCACCGCCAGGGCUUGUACCGUGACUGUGAAUCAAACGCUAAAGGUAUCUCCGAACGACAACGGCGAAGAGUUCAAGGUUGAGCUCCCAUACACCCUCGGCGAAUGGAAAGACUCGCCCCCGGUAGUCCUUCCCCUCAAACAGGGCCACAACACUCUCUCCGUCUGGCGGGAUGCUCCUCCCCAGUACGGGGUCUCCCUCAGGGAAUUCCGGCUCACCAAGGUUGACUGAACCGAACCCACAAACACAGGGACAGACCMAACGCAACAAACGAACGAAUGAAUGAAUCCAUCGGAAAGUCAUACACAGCGAUAGAACAAACCUACUCAGUAGAAUGUAUUGCAUCAACAACAAACAAAUAUGAAGAACUAUGUGCAAAUCAAUGGUCUGACCACUGUACGAAUAAAGAAACAAUAUUAAA